Molecule: messenger RNA, 1814 nt
Organism: Pollicipes pollicipes
Lineage: Eukaryota; Metazoa; Arthropoda; Thecostraca; Pollicipedomorpha; Pollicipedidae
Exons: 13
Coding region: 240-1814 (524 amino acids)
Biological process (GO): sulfur compound metabolic process; N-acetylglucosamine metabolic process
Molecular function (GO): N-acetylglucosamine 6-O-sulfotransferase activity
Source: RefSeq, a predicted model, not a curated record
GCGGGGCCGACGUUGGAGGGAGCGGGCGCCGUGGUCGUCAGCGGAACAGCAACAGACGCAACACUGAGUUACCUGUAACGCCCGGUUGACAUCGCGACACGCCUGCCUGGAUGGACGGCCAGCGGGGGCAACAAUGAUGGACUGCAUCUGCAGCGGCGGUGUGAACCGAGAUGAUCCUGAGCAGCUCUGCGGCAUGAGACUUAGAUGCAACGACCAGAAAAGUGGUGCAAGAUUCUAACAUGACGCGUCCGAGGACAGCAAAAGAGUUCUUCUACUGGACAAGUGUACUGGUGUUGCUGCUUGUUGGCUGUUUUCAACUAUUCCUGUCGCAACAGUACUUCAGAAAGUUCGGCGGCGGCCCCUGCGACGGGGGCAAUUGCACGUUCGCGCCGCCCGGGGACGAACGAGCCUUGCCGGCCAGCGUGUCCUCGCAGCGCUGGAUUAACCAAAACAGUGUGGACGGACGGCGGCUGGCCAGCGGCACUUCUCCACGUCCAGCACAACUCGUGCCUCUGAACGACCCCGCCCCAGUGAACUUCAGUUCGGCGCCGCUGAACAGGCUGGAGGACCCGUCGAGGCCGGUGCUGCUCGUAAUUGUGUCAUCUGCACCACGCAGCGGGUCUACCUUCCUAGGCGAGAUGAUGUCCAGCCCGCGUCGCUCGACAUUCAUAUUCGAGCCCUUCUGGUUCUACUCGGCCACCAACUCCUCCGAGCACCUGGGCGGCGCGAAUGCGUCGGUCCGCGUUGACCAGGACAUCUACAACCUGCUCACGUGUCGCCUGUCGUCGCUGCCGCCCAUGUUCGCCAGGGAGCACACUCGCUCCUUCAUCUGGAGAAAGCCAAGGCUGCCACGGGGGGCCUCUCUGGACAAACUCACCACUGUCUGUCUGAAGCAGUCGAUGCGCGUCGUCAAGACGAUACGCGUCCGCUUGCACGACGUGCUGCCCCUGCUGGAGGUGGAGGGCCUCAAUGUACACAUCGUGCACUUGGUACGUGACCCGCGAGGUAUCCUCAACUCGAUCCUGCGCCAGAGAAGACAAUGGCCUGAGAGACGGCGAGACCCGGAGUACACCUGCGCCGAUAUGCGGGACGACAUUCGAUCGUGGCGUGACGUCACAAGCUCACGCCUCAGCGUCGUCAGGUAUGAGGAUGUAGCUGCCCAUCCACUGAAAGAGGCCCGUCGAUUGUUUGCCAACAUGAACGUGCCGCUACCCCCGGACGUCCUCAAGUUUAUUGAGAGUCACACUAAAACCUCCGCCAAGCAAAAGAGCAGCAUAACCAAGCGAUCAGACAAGAAGGAUCGGAAGGAUAGUGAGAGAACAAAGUACAGCAGCAAACAAGCCCAUGCACCAGAGAGGCACGCAAACGCCAUCCGCACCCGGCGGAACGUCGCCAUCCAGCGGCAGCCAACCCCACUUGAACUCUUUCGCCGGGACGCCUGGCGACUGCGCCGCAUCACUCUCGACGAGUACAACAAGAUGCAGGCGACGCGCCGCCGCCACACGCCGCUGACCAGCCGCUACUACGGCACGUUCCGCAGCGCCCAGUUCGACGAGCUGCACUGGACGCGCGAGCUGGCGCUCGGCUACCCGCUGCGCUACCCCGGCGAAACGGAGGGCGAGGACGAGGCAGAGCGUCGCGAAGAGGACGAGGCGCGGACCCGUGUGCCAGGCGGCAACGGCUCUGGCAUCCUGGUGGCAACAGGACUGUCAGUGAAAACAGGCGCCGCUCCAUGCAGUCCGGACGUGUCCUUGAGCCGCGACCGGGCGACGGUGGCGCCCUCACCUACGCUCAGGCUUCCGCAACGUAACUAG